GGAAGGAGCAACAAGUGUGUAAUCUCUGCCUCAGAGUCAGGGAGAUGGGAACAGACUGAAGGCAAUUUUCCCUUGGGCAAAGAUGAGUUUCAUCAACAACUGGAUGCCUUUGGCCCCACUCACAGAUGAGGAAAUAUUUAGCAGAGGAGUCAGUGUCAAAGAAGAGCUCAAUGAUGUCACUGAAGAGACAUGUCUAGAAAUUAAGGAGGAACCACUUGAUUAUGCAGAUAAGGAGAAGGAUGAAGUAAGUGACAUAAAAGUGAAACAUAAUUGUCUUUCCUGUCCUAAUCUUCAUGACCUAAGACAUGAAACAAAUGGAAAGGUCUUGUGUAACUUUGUUCGGGAUCAAAAUGACUUGUUAAAUGUGCCAUUUGUGGCUGAGGACUGUAGGAACAAGUGUUUAUCAGAUGGGGAUCAGAUGAUGCACAAGGAAUGUCUUGAGGAUAUGCAAAUAAAAGUGGAAGCAACACUGAAUCGUUUUGUAUGUGAGGUGUGUGGUAAGAAAUUUUCUCAUAAGAGUAAUAUCAAUAUUCAUAUGAGAGUCCAUACAAAGGAGAAGCCAUACAGCUGUGAUAUUUGCAAUAAGGCAUUCUCACAGAUAAGUGAUCUAACAAGACAUAUGAGAGUACAUACGAAGGAAAAGCCAUACAGCUGUGAGAUUUGCAACAAGGCCUUCUCACAGAUAAAUGAUCUAACAAGGCAUAUGAGAGUACAUACAAAGGAAAAGCCAUACAGCUGUGAGAUUUGCAACAAGGCCUUCUCACAGAAAAGUGAUCUAGUGAGCCAUAUGAGAGUUCAUAUAUAGGAGAAGCCAGUCAGCUGUGAUAUUUGUAAUAAAGCCGUGACAUCCUAAAACAAUCAAACAAAGCAUAUCAGAGUACAUACAAAAGAAAUGCAAUAUACCUGUGAGAUUUGCAAUAAGGCCUUCUCACAGAAAAUAA
Messenger RNA from Penaeus monodon (black tiger shrimp), 941 nucleotides. Its product is annotated as zinc finger and SCAN domain-containing protein 22-like. Gene Ontology annotation, molecular function: DNA-binding transcription factor activity; RNA polymerase II cis-regulatory region sequence-specific DNA binding. The record is from RefSeq and is a predicted model, not a curated record. Gene Ontology annotation, biological process: regulation of transcription by RNA polymerase II. Bases 83 to 805 code for a protein of 240 amino acids. Gene Ontology annotation, cellular component: nucleus. The transcript has 2 exons. NCBI's taxonomy places the organism in Eukaryota, Metazoa, Arthropoda, Malacostraca, Decapoda, Penaeidae.